ACCAUGCUGCCCUGGAGGAUGGUCAUUGUUGGUCUUUUCUACUGCUACAUCCAAGCAGGUGUCACACAAUGUCGGACCAAAGCCCUGUUUCCAGCUUCAAGUAGAAUAAAAAGAGGGGUGGCAACUGUGGUGAACCCCACUUUCCACAACUCCUUCGAUGAUGUCGAUCUACUGUUUGAGAUCCUACUGACUGGCAUACACUUUGAGGCCAGUGGAGAAUUUUCAGUGAAAGAUGCUGAGCUGGCUUCCCUUCGCAAGACACGGAACCUGGAGGUCAUCUGUGAGGAGAUCAUUCCCAGGAAGCCAAGAGACAUUUUUAGCCUCAUCUCUGGACUUUCAUAUCAUACUGGUCACCUGCAUCAGGAUGAUUUUGAGCGCACUUUGCUAACCUUGGCAUACAUUGCCCAGCAGAUGGUCAAUGCCACUGCCGAACAACAACGAGACGUUUGGGCAGAGUCUUUUGUCAGCUUGUACAAAGUCAUCAAAAGGGAUCUGACAGGGACAAACUGAACAGACACAGGUACUGCUACACAGUGGCUCCAUGUUGAAGUUAAAUAGUUUAAUAUGCAUAUAGGAAAAAAUCUCUUUUUUUGGAAAAAAUAUCCAUUGAGAUCAGUGGUUAGUCCUGGUUUGUGCACUGAAGAAACAGCAUCUCCUGUAUGAUGACGGCUAUA
This is a messenger RNA of Xiphias gladius (swordfish), 674 nucleotides long. RefSeq names its product protein FAM180A-like. NCBI's taxonomy places the organism in Eukaryota, Metazoa, Chordata, Actinopteri, Istiophoriformes, Xiphiidae. Bases 4 to 510 code for a protein of 168 amino acids. The transcript is spliced from 3 exons. The record is from RefSeq and is a predicted model, not a curated record.